Medioppia subpectinata is the source of this 1668-nucleotide messenger RNA. Lineage: Eukaryota; Metazoa; Arthropoda; Arachnida; Sarcoptiformes; Oppiidae. The record is from the annotation of a GenBank genome assembly.
AAAUCAGACCCGACCUCAAAGCCGUCCAACUUUACGAUAAGGACGGGAACGUUGCUAAGGCUGGACGGCAAUGAGUACCCGGUGGCCAAAAUUGUGCAACACCCGCAGUGGAACUAUUGGGGCUUCAAGAACUCGGACAUUGCCCUGAUGAAAAUAAACGGCACCAUCGAUAUGGGUGAAAAUAUCAAACCAAUCGAUUUGCCCAAGACACUAUUUGAGGAGCCCGUGAGAGAGCACGUGAUUGUGGCAGGGUGGGGCAAACAGUUCCUAAAUAGCUCCGUCACACUGUUGUUGGCCAACGAGUUUAAGCUUAAUGUAAUACCGAAUGGCCGGUGCGCACAGGCCUACACAUCCAUUCAGUAUAUGACUUAUAAGUCCCAGUUGUGCACAUGGAAUCGCAAUCAAACAGUGUGCGAGUUUUCGCAAAUGUCAGCCAAACCUCUGCAAUACCGGUCAUCGGCUGUCAAUGACAUGUCUGUCACCAACGGAUCCAAUGGUUUGACAGGAAAUGAAAGCCAAAGACAACGUCCAGAAGAGGAUAAAGAGGAAGAAAAUGAUGACAACAACGAUAAAAGAGGAUUAGUUUUAAGUGAAAAACAGAUGCAUUUCCUACGCUAUGAGCCCUAUCUCUAUAACUGUUAUGUCAGCUCUUUUAUGGAGAAUAUGUUUCUGCAAAAAUUCUGGUUUAAACUAUCCCAGUACGUGCCAAUAUCGAUAGCACCAUGCACAAUCACAUGCAUCGGGCUGAUCAUCAAUUUGAUCACAAGCGCCACACUAUUCUACUACUCACCCGAUGCUAAACAAACCGUGCCAAACUGGGCAUUCCUGACCUGUGCGGUCGGCCUAUUUCUAUACCAACUGUUGGACGCGUUGGACGGGAAACAGGCGGUCAAAGUACAGGACACACCCAUUGAGGAGGUGUACGAUCACGGCUGCGACGCUGUGUCCGCUUUUCUGGUCACCCAAUCCGUCACAAUCGCCGCUCAGUUGGGCGACAGUCCUGUCCAGCAGUUUAUCUUCUUUAUUGUGCCGUUGAUUGCCUUUUAUAUGACACACUAUUGCUGUCACGUGACAAGGGUUAUGGUGUUUGGCCGGAUUGACGUGAUAGAGGGUCAGUGGGCUAUCAUAAUAGUCCAUACCCUGGCCUACGGGUUUGGGCAGCAAAUAUUUAUGCGCCGAUUGUUUCUGUUGGACAUCACCGUUAGGGAUGUGCUCUUUGCGCUGACCAUACUAUCACUAAUUGGAUCCAUUGUGAGCAACGGGCGGUUGAUAUUAGGGGCCGACACACCGAUGGACCGAUACGUACGGAUCCCUCGUAUGACUGGUCUCACCAAAUGGUAUCCAUUGGUUUCGCUCGUGAUUUUGAUCCUAUUGUCAGUCAUGGGAUUCAAUAGACAAGUGUUUCACACAAAUCCUCUUUUAUUUAUUAUUACAUUUGGUUUGGCUUUUGCUAAGUUGUCGUUUAAAUUGCAGAUGAUGAAUGUAACCCACGGAGUGAUGUCUAGAUUUGACACAUGUAUUAUCGCACCCGUGGUUUUGGUCUUAAAUUCUUACGCUAACCUAUUGUCAAACAAUACAUGCCUAGUGGUGGCCCUCCUGUACGCCCUUUGCGAUCAUGUGUUGUAUUUUUCGCUCUCAAGUAUAGAUAUGAAGAGGGCUUUAGAUCUG